Messenger RNA from Adineta ricciae, 789 nucleotides. NCBI's taxonomy places the organism in Eukaryota, Metazoa, Rotifera, Eurotatoria, Adinetida, Adinetidae. The record is from the annotation of a GenBank genome assembly.
AUGAUGUCAAGACAAUCGAAUGUUUAUUGUAAUGGUUGCAGCACAACCGAUUUUAUAAAUGCACGUUAUAAAUGUCAAGUCUGUUCGAAUUAUAAUCUCUGUACAGCUUGUUAUGAUAAUAAAACACAAAGUUUUGGACAUUUAUCAUCUCAUACAAUGUUACGAAUUGAAUUACCUUCAACAGCUAAUCCCGAACCAAUUACAAAACAAUAUUCAGAUCAAAUGAAUCGUCUGGAGGAUUCAUAUCUAUCACGAUAUAUGUCAAAUUUAGCAAUGAAUCAACCCAAACAAGCUACACGAACGCUUGAAACUCUCGAUCAAUUAUCAGUCGACCGAUUGUAUGAAUAUUUAACUCGACUUGAUCCGAACUUGAGAACAGUAGCCGAAAAACUACGAGCUGAACGUGUUUCCGGUGCCGAUUUAGUCAGUUUCGAUGAAAAUGAUUACAAAAGUUUUGAUGUCACAUAUGGAGAUAAGAAAAAACUUCAACUGUUGAUCGAACGCAAACAAGCAGGUGUUUCGAAUGUUUCGGAUUUAUCACAAAUACAAAGUGAAAUAACUCAAUUGAAAUUAGUGAUCAAAAGUCAAGAGGAAGAAAUUGAAGGAAAGAACAAUUCCAUUCAACAGUUGGAAGAUAUUUUGAGUAAACAGGAGCAACAGACACAACUUCAAGAUGCAAUUAUUCAACAAUUACAAGAAGCGCUUGAAAAACAAAAACAAGAAAUGGAUAUGCUGAUGGAAGUCGUCGAACAACAACGAACUCUUAUAGCAUCAACACAGAAACCUUAG